This is a messenger RNA of Manihot esculenta (cassava), 1899 nucleotides long. RefSeq lists its product as uncharacterized. Bases 182 to 1669 code for a protein of 495 amino acids. NCBI's taxonomy places the organism in Eukaryota, Viridiplantae, Streptophyta, Magnoliopsida, Malpighiales, Euphorbiaceae. The transcript is spliced from 2 exons. The record is from RefSeq and is a predicted model, not a curated record.
UUUUUUAAUAACUGGCAAGUCCAUUGCUUUCUGUUUUUUAGGACAAUUUUAGUGGGUUUCGUUUUUAAUUUUGAGUGAUGAACCUGGGUUAUUGUGCCAUAUUUGGCUUUUAGCCACUUCCGCGUCUGUCCCGGAUGUUCAAUAGUAGUUCAUAAGAUGGUGUGUUUGUCCUGAAUCUUGCAUGGUGAUCUGGGUUAUUGUGCUUUUGUGCUUUUCUUGUCUCACUCUCCUCGGAUUCUGGUUUCUGUGCGGAAAAGUUGAUAGCUUUAUUGGUAUCUGGUCUUGUGGUGUCGCUGUUGACGGGUCUUUGCCUGCCUUUAAGUUUGGGGAGCCUGGGAGUGGUUCACUGGUCCAUUUUCUUGGCGUGAUAAUGGAAUCCCCUCAAUCUGUUGUAUCACCAUUCAAGAGUUCAAUUGCUGCUGAGCCAGAGAAGCAAAAAUCUGAUUAUGCAGUUCAGACCUCCCUUAGCUUAUCCAAUGGAAUUGGGGUCCAAAGGAAGGAAGUUAUGGUUGACAACCUGGAGGAUUUCAUAGGUAUUCUUGAGGUCUACAUACAUCAGGCUAGAGAUAUCCAUAACAUAUGCAUUUACCACAAGCAAGACGUGUAUGCUAAAUUUUGCCUGACCAGUGAUCCUGAAAACACGGUCUCCUCCAAAAUUAUCAAUGGUGGUGGGAGGAACCCGGUCUUCAAUGAUACUCUCCGGCUCAAUGUUAAGACUAUUGAAUCCUCUCUUAAAUGUGAGAUAUUCAUGAUGAGCAGGGUGAGAAAUUAUCUUGAGGAUCAGUUGCUAGGAUUUGCCUUGGUGCCACUGUCUGAUGUUCUAAUCCAGAAUGGGAAGUUGGAGAAAGAGUACUCUCUUUCUUCAACUGAUUUAUUCCAUUCUCCAGCAGGGUUUGUUCAGCUAUCUCUAUCUUAUAAUGGAACUUCACCAGAAGUCAUUGCCAUUCCUGCCAUGACUACUGCUGUCGCUACAGAUAAGGCUGCACAAGAUGUAGAGAUACAGGAAUCCCUCCCCAGUGAAUUUGAUAAGAUUGAAUUCCCAGAUCCAAAGAUUAUGAAUGAAAACCAGAUGAUGGUUUCAGAGUAUUUUGGAAUUCCAUGUAGCAGCGUGGACUCUGAAACCUCUGCGAGUGUGGUAACAUGUGAUGUUGAGAAUCAUGUUAGUUCAGAAAUGGGUGUUCAUGUCUUGGAAAGCUUCUCGGCAGCUACUGUGGAUUCCAAUAAAGUCACUAAGCCUGAUUCUCCUCCUAGCAGUGUGUCAACAGAUGGGGUUUCUUCUCAUUCCGUUGCUUCAAGCUCUGAUACCUCCGAUGUCCCAACUUCAAAACCACCAAGCCAGGAGCACGACUCAGUUCAAAAGGAGAAAAAGGGAGCAGAUGUGGGAGAUGGUGAGACUGAUUCCUCUGGUGGAGCGCAAAGUGAGAAAAUUGUGAAGCCGCUUAUUACUGUUAAUAUCGAACCAGAGCAGAAUGUGGUCCAGCAGGAUAUUGUAGACAUGUACAUGAAAAGCAUGCAGCAGUUCACAGAGUCAUUGGCAAAGAUGAAGCUUCCUUUGGACAUUGAUAGUGGACCAACUAGUUCAGGAAGUUCAACAACUUCUGAUCAGAAAACGCAGUCAUCAAAGAACAGUGGCUCCCGUGUGUUUUAUGGGAGUAGGGCAUUCUUCUGAGCCUUAGUUCUACUGGUUCAGAGGAAAACACACAGGUGACUUUAGAUUUUAGCACCGGGACUAAUACUAAUAGUGAAAUGUAAUAAUGAAUCAUGUAGUAGUGUGUUGUUUUCCUUUUGUAUGUUGACAUGUUUAGAUGACUUGGACGGGAAAUCGUGACUUUGUAUGGGUUAUCAUCAGCUUUGUUUUAUAACUACUGCUGUUAAUGUACAUGGAAAUUUACCUUUCAA